UGAGCGGCAACCUUGUACUCAACUUUCUCAUCUCAAAGCAGUUUUAAGGCUAUUUCUGAUCCAAAUCAAUUUUGCCCCUUUACAAGAUAUUAUAAGGUUUGUCAAAUUAUGGGGUCUGAGGCAAUCAUGCACAAUGGUGGAUGUCACUGCAAAAGGGUGAGAUGGAAAGUACGAGCACCGCCAAGUGUGGUGACGUGGCAAUGUAACUGCUCGGAUUGUUCAAUGAGGGGGAACAUUCACUUUGUGGUCCCGUCUUCGGAUUUCGAGCUCGAUGAAGAUUCCCGAAAGUUCUUGACCACUUAUACGUUCGGCACUCACACGGCCAAGCACAUUUUCUGCAAUGUUUGUGGCAUAACUUCGUUCUAUAUUCCAAGGUCGAACCCCGAUGGUGUAGCGGUUACUUUUAGGUGCGUCGAUCGUGGGACGUUGAAACAUGUUGAGAUUAGGCAAUUCGACGGUCAGGAUUGGGAGAGUGAGUUUGAUCGGACUGGCAUCUCUGCGUUUUCGAAGGUUGAUCCGAAAAAGUCGGGAUGAGAUACAAUCAGUGUAUUUUUUUUAAAUUUGACAUUGUCGUCUAUUAAUAAACACGAAAAUCAUUUUAAAUUACAGCCGACCCCAUUUAUUUUAAGGCAAAUUACCGCCACCCCCAAGAUAUGGCCAAAUUCCGAAAAGCCCCUCCUUUUAAAUAUUUUUACAUUAAUUAC
Messenger RNA from Erythranthe guttata (spotted monkey flower), 704 nucleotides. RefSeq names its product carbon-sulfur lyase. NCBI's taxonomy places the organism in Eukaryota, Viridiplantae, Streptophyta, Magnoliopsida, Lamiales, Phrymaceae. Gene Ontology annotation, molecular function: carbon-sulfur lyase activity. The record is from RefSeq and is a predicted model, not a curated record.